ACGUGUCACACGGAGCCUGGACAUGGCACCAGGAGCCUGGACAUGGCACCAGGAGCCAGGCCGUGGCACACCGAGCCCGACUGUGGCACACUGAGCCAGGCCAUGGUGCUCAUGAGCCAUUGUCUGUGGCCACUGUCACCGCGAGCAGCCGGUGCCCCGAGGGUGGUGGCAGGCAGAGCUGGCAGGAGCAGCACGCCAGGCCUGGCACCGUCAGGACCUGGGUGUGAUUAUCGUGCGCGGUGGCUCAGGCAGGUGCGGGGGAUUUGUCCCAGCAGGAUUUUCCCAGCGCCGCUGCCGUAAUCCCCUGCCCUGCCCUGACCUGACGUGGCCGGGGAGGGGUCGGGGCCGGACUCCUUUGAUGCCUCGCACCAAGGAUUGCUCCGGACAGCCACAAUGAAAGGAGGAACACCUUCCUGCACCCAGUGACGGGACAGCUCCCCGAGGACACCUCAAGGCUUGACUUGCCCAAACAGAGCUCGGACAUGUCCAGCAAGGCGGGCAGCAAGCGGCCGGCCACCGUCCCCAGCGAGCCCCCCAACCACGCCAUGGUGUCGGAGGUGCCCCCGGAGCGCCCUGGAGGCCGGGCUCCGCGCUCGUCCCGCAAGGGCAUCGCCUUCGGGAAGCGCUCCAACUCCAUGAAGAGGAACCCCAACGCCGCCGUCACCAAGAGCGGGUGGCUCUACAAGCAGGCCAGCUCGGGGGUGAAGCAGUGGAACAAGCGCUGGUUCGUGCUGGUGGAUCGAUGCCUCUUCUACUACAAAGACGAGAAGGAGGAGAACAUCCUGGGCAGCAUCCCCCUGCUCAGCUUCCGCGUGGCCGCCGUGCAGCCCUCGGACAACAUCAGCAGGAAGCACACGUUCAAGGUGACGGUGUGCUGGGUGCAGGAGCCGCCGGCGGGUAACGGGCAGUCCCUGUCUCCCCAGGCCGAGCACGCCGGCAUCCGGACCUACUUCUUCAGCGCCGAGAACACGGAGGAGCAGGAAUCCUGGAUCCAGGCCAUGGGCGAGGCCGCCCGGGUGCAGAUCCCCCCGACUCAGAGGCACGAGAAGCCGGACUCGGAGAACAUCCCCCCCAGCAAACUCCACCACCACCAGCACUGCAACGCCGCCCACCGCGAGCAGCCCAAGGCCGAGCCCGACGCCAAGACCCGCGGGGAGGGCGACGGCCGCGGCUCGGAGAAGAUGGAGCGGAAGCCGCCGGAGCGGCCGGAUGGCAAGAAGGAGCCUCUGGCCAAAGCCAACGGCCUCGCCGGGCCGGAGCCGCCCUCGGAACCGGGCAGUCCCUACCCCGAGGGGCCGCGGGGACCGGCGAGCGCCGAGCGGCCGGCACAGCCCAACGGGUGGCCGUACCCCUCGCCCAGCCGGCCCGGCAGCACCGCCUUCCCCGCGGGGGGUGACGGCGACAGCGGCGCCCAGCGCCGGGGUGUCACCCCCAGGUCCCACCCCGAGAAGGUGGCCCAGCGCAAGAGCUCCAUGACGCAGCUGCAGCAGUGGGUGAACUCCCGCCGCGCCACCGGGCCCCCCGAGGAGCUGCGCAGCCCCACCAGGUUUUACCCCGUGUCCCGCCGGGUGCCCGAUUAUUACUCGCCCUACUCGCCGCAGUACCCCGAGGAGUACCAGUACUACCCGCCGGGCGUGCGCCCCGACAGCAUCUGCUCCAUGCCCGCCUUCGACCGCGUGAGCCCGCCGUGGGCGCUGGACGACAAACGCCACUCCUUCCGCAACGGGGGUCCCUUCCACGCCGCCUUCGGUCGCCAGGAGGUCCCGCUGUGGCUGCCGGCGCCCGGGAGGCCUCCGAGCUACCUGGACGAGGUGGACGCGGCCUCAGGCUCGCUGCGGAGGAUGUCGCUGCAGCCGCGCUCGCGCUCGGUGCCGCGCUCGCCCAGCCAGGGCUCCUACGGCCGCGCCAGGGUUUACUCGCCCAUGCGCUCGCCCAGCGCCCGCUUCGAGCGGCUGCCGCCCCGCGGGGACGAGAUCUACGCCGACCCUGCCACCUUCGUGAUGCGCAGAUCCAUCAGCUCGCCCAAGUACGAUUACCUGGGUGACAGGCGGCCCGUCCCGGCCGGGGUGUACCCGUACCACUUCCCGGCGUCCCCCACCAUCCAUGACAAAAUGGAUGAACUUUUAGACCUUCAGUUGCAAAGAAACCUAGAAUAUUUGGACCAGCAGAUGAGCGAGAGCGAGACCCUCAUCACUAUGGUGAACAGGAUGGUGGAGACCUCCUCCCCUAGGGCCCAGCUCUACAUGCAAGUGACGCCCUUCCCGGAGGCCUACAGGGACACCCUGCACCCCUACAAGAUCAGCGAGCAGGACACCGAUAAGCUGCUGGGGAAGCUCUGCGAGCAGAACAAGGUGCUGCGGGAGCAGGAGAGGCUGGUGCAGCAGCUCCGGGCAGAGAAGGAGAGCCUGGAGAGUGCCCUGAUGGGGACGCACCAGGAGCUGGAGAUGUUCGGGAGCCAGCCUGCCUACCCGGAGAAGCUGCUGCACAAGAAGGAAUCGCUGCAGAACCAGCUCAUCAACAUCCGCGUGGAGCUGUCCCAGGCCAGCACGGCCCUGGCAAACAGCACGGCCGAGUACGAGAGUCUGGAGAGCGAAGUGUCCACCCUGCACGAUGACCUCUGGGAGCAGCUGAACCUGGACAUCCAGAACGAGAUGCUCAACCGGCAGAUCCAGAAGGAGAUCUGGCGGAUCCAGGACGUGAUGGAAGGGCUGAGGAAGAACAACCCCUCCCGUGGCACCGACACUGCCAAGCACCGAGUGGCUCUGGGCCCCUCGGGGACGUACAGCUCCAACAGCCCCGCCAGCCCCCUGAGCUCUGCCAGCCUCACCAGCCCCCUGAGCCCCUUCUCCCUCAUCUCCGGCUCCCAGGGAUCGCCCACCAAGCCAGGCCCCGGCGAGGAACCAGGCCCGCCUCGACCUCCCCUCCCCAAGUCCUACGUCCCCCUGGAGUCUCCUCCGGCCGUUCCUCCGCUGCCCAGCGAGAGCCGCCUCUGGCCCUACCCCGCCUCCCCUUCCUGGCACCAAGGCGGCGGAGAGGCCAAGCGGGGACAGCCCAAACCAGGCUUCGAGCAGAGCAAGAAGGAGCCGCCCCGGCCCAGCCUCCCCGGCCCCGCACCCGAGGGGCUCCCGCAGAGCCGGACAGAGCAGGACGGGGACAAACAAGCGGCUCUCAACAAGGUGGGAAUCGUCCCCCCCAGGACCAAGUCUCCGGCGGAGGACGAGGUGGUGUCCAGGAGGAACGGCCUGGCCAACGGGCUCAGCUCCCGGGAGAGACCCAAGAGCGCCGUGUUCGCCACCGAGACCAAGGUGAAGAUGAGCGUGGAGGAGCAGAUCGACCGCAUGAAGCGGCACCAGAGCGGCUCCAUGAAGGAGAAGCGGCGCAGCCUGCAGCUCCCCGGGCCCCAGCAGCUCCCCGGCCCCCAGCCCGAUGCCCCCGGCCCCAAAACCCCCUCCUCCUACAAGGUGGUGCGGCGGCACCGCAGCAUCCACGAGGUGGACAUCUCGGACCUGGAGGCCGCGCUGCGCUCCGACGAGCCCGGCAAGGUGUACGAGACGCCGCAGGAGGAGAUCGCCCGGCUGCGGAAGAUGGAGCUGGAGCCGCAGCACUACGAUGUGGACAUCAACAAGGAGCUCUCCACACCGGACAAAGUGCUGAUCCCUGAGCGCUACGUGGAGCUGGAGCCGGAAUCGCCCCUCAGCCCCGAGGAGAUGAAGGAGAAGCAGAAGAAGGUGGAAAGGAUCAAGACCCUCAUUGCCAAAUCCAGCCUGCAGAACGUCAUCCCCCUGGGCGAGGGGGAGGUGGACACCCCCCAGGACCCCGAGAUGCAGCUGCAGGAGCAGGAGAAGAGGAUCGAGAUCUCGUGUGCCCUGGCUGCCGAGGCCUCGCGCCGCGGCCGGAUGCUCUCGGCUCAGUGCGCUACCCCCAGCCCUCCCACCUCCCCAGCCUCCCCGACUCCACCGACCAACCCCCUCUCGUCCGAGCCGCCCCGGGCCGCCGACAGCAGCCACCUCAUGCGGGUGUGAGCCUGUGACCUCAAGCCCUGGCUGCUGCCGGCGCCAUCAAGUUCCAUGGGGCCACGUUUUAGUCCCCUCCUGAGGUGACACCGAACCUCUCGCCGCCGUCCUCGGUUCUCCCGGACCCCCUUCCCUCCGUCCGAUGGCGGGACCACGCGGGAGAUGUGGCACCGACGGGAGCGGCGGCUCUGACCCGUCCCAAAGAGAUGGGUGGGGGCUGGGAGUUGUCCCCAAGGAGCCCCCAGGGCUGUCAGUGGCCACAGGGACAGCUGUGACAGCGGCCACCGGCCCAGCGGGGAGCACAGGACUCCUGGGACGUCCCAAGGUCUGUGAAGGGGUUCUUGGGGUGGGGACCGGCCUGUCCCCAGCACGGAUGGUGCUCCCAACCUUCCACCGCACCUGGAUGUUCCUCCUCGGCUCCUCGGGCAUGGUUUGCCUUCCCUGAUCCCGAUUUUGAACCCAUCUGUGGCACUGCUGGUGGCUCAGCCGGAGGAAAAAGGGGACAGGAUGGAUGGAGGUGACACUGUGGGGACACGGAGGUGCCCAGGGCGCUCCAAGGGCUCUCCAAGCACGGAGCAGGAGCUCUGGGCAGGGAUGGGGAGCAGAGCAGGGAAUUGGGGUGCCCGGUGGGAUAAAGGAGCUGUGGGGUCAGCAGGGACCCCCCUCUGGAGGGUGGGGACAGCGCUGAGGAGGGGUUUGGGGACAGCAGGGUCACCUUGGCUGCCCCGUCCCGCUGUCACCCUCCGCAAAUCCCUCCCCGCGUCUCCCCCGAGCCCUUCCCGUUGCUCUCCAGCCCCUUCCAGCGGUUCGGGUUUCCUGUAGCAAAUCCCCCCUUUUCUUUAUUGUCCUGGAGGGUGGGGAAAAAGCAGAAUCCCUGGAAGGACGUGAGGGUGGCAGCGCUGGGGUGGGCAGGGAGGACGGAGCCAGGAGCUGAAUCCCAAAUCCCAGAUCCCAAAUCCCAUCCGUCCCUCCUGGGCUGAUGCCAAACCCCCCCCCAGGACCCUGCCCCGCAUCCCAAUCCUCCCCGUCUUAGCAAUACUUGUAGGAUCCCCGGAGCCCUAAAUCCCGCAGCCGAGCCUCCCUCAGCCCCUUUAGCUCAUAAAGCUGGCCCUUUAUUUUGCUAUUUACAUGCCUUAAUAUAUGUUUGAUGGAAAUUCUACAUUUAUAAUAUA
This is a messenger RNA of Corvus hawaiiensis (hawaiian crow), 5185 nucleotides long. It is a transcript of the gene PLEKHA6, whose product is annotated as pleckstrin homology domain containing A6. NCBI's taxonomy places the organism in Eukaryota, Metazoa, Chordata, Aves, Passeriformes, Corvidae. Bases 483 to 4022 code for a protein of 1179 amino acids. The transcript has 27 exons. Gene Ontology annotation, molecular function: protein binding. The record is from RefSeq and is a predicted model, not a curated record.